AUGAAGGACCCGACUAGUGAGCCCGAGACUCGCUCACAAAACGUGUUGUAUUUCUCGCAAAUUGCGAUCCAAUUGGCCUCUGCAUUGCCCUUGUGGGCCACGUGCACGAUUGCAGCAGCAGCAGAAGCACCGGCAGUCAAAAGAGAUAGUAUUAUCUUCACAAAUUGGAGAAGAAAAUCAUCAAUUAAUAAAGGUAAUACAAAAUGUUAUACCAAAUUUGCUAGUCAAACUAAAUGCCAAAAUCCUAUUAUAAUUACCAUGUCGAGUAUGACGAGCACGGCCCUUGUGAGCUUCGCGCCGCUCUUCAACAUAUGGAAUACGGACAACGCGAGCGAAAGAACAAGGUAUGCAGUUGCUAAGCCGUUCGAGACCAAAAAGAACCUUUUCGUGGAGGUCUCGCGUCUGAGCCUGCAGACGAACAAACUGCGCGAAAAAGGGGAGCGUACGGUUGGUUGUACCAACGGCAAUGGUGCUCCCCAAGGUAGCAAUAGCGGCCACUAUCCUCAUUGCAAAAUCGAUUUUCGAAAGCCCUUUAUUCGGAGGGGCUUUCUCGGGUGCACUAUUAUCCUCGGAGGCCUCACUAACCUCGCUAACUUCGUCUUGUGCGUGUACUUUCUUCAUUUUCGGGUGGUGAAAAUAGCUCGAGAGUCGAGACCUUCGUUUUUCGACCUCACUCGGCCAAUGUUGGAUAUAUUUCCAGUCAUAUUAAAGGAUUUCUAG
Molecule: messenger RNA, 720 nt
Organism: Striga asiatica
Lineage: Eukaryota; Viridiplantae; Streptophyta; Magnoliopsida; Lamiales; Orobanchaceae
Source: the annotation of a GenBank genome assembly